GGCGGCUUUUGUUUUGGUGGAAGAAAGCAUGGAGACGGGUGAGAAGGACCGAGCUCGCUCAUCUAAACUUAAGAAAGGUGGAAAAGCAGCUCAAGUGAGGUCAGCUGAAGAGGAAGCCAGAAGGAAGGAGGUUCUGAAGGAGGCCCUGAGGGAGAAGCUUGAGUUGGAGCGAAGAGCUCUUCAGGUGGUGGAAAGGCUCCUGGACGACAGCGUGACAGAGGAUUUCCUGAUAGACUGUGCUCGACUGAUCACACCAGCAAACUACAGAGAUGCCGUGGAGGAACGCUCCAUCGCCAGACUGUGUGGAUAUCCUCUCUGCUCCAACAAAUUCACUCACGUUCUGACUCAGCAGUAUAAAAUUUCCACCAAGUCCAAUAAGGUGUAUGACAUCACCGAGCGUAAGUGCUUCUGUAGUAAUUUCUGCUACAAAGCCUCAAAAUAUCUCGAAGUCCAGAUCUCCAAAUCCCCGCUGUGGCUCAGAAAGGAGGAGAGACAUCAUGACGUGAUGCUGUUGAAGAAGGGAGAUGGAGGAACGUCUGGUCUGGAGGUGAAGCUAUUGGACAGGCCUGUGAGUAAAUCAGACGUUGAGAAUCUGAUCCCAGAAUUCGCUGGGUCGCACGGAGGCUCCAGUGAGAGCGAGUACAGCGGUGAUGAUGAGCAGGGCUUCGUGUCCACUGUGGUGUCCAGACAGCAGCAGCAGCCGAGGCGUGUUCACUGGGGGGAUCUGUCCAAACAGGACGAGGAAAACCAAGCACACGCCGGUGACGCCGCAGUGGCAGGUACGCGGUGUGAGAAAGCAAAGUGCUGUGCUGAUGACACAAAGAUCUCUCAACCCGUCACUCACUCGGCGUCUGUGGACGAAACCAAUGAACUUCUCCGGCAGGUUACUCUCUCAAACACUCCUGCCUCGGCUGAAAGCUUCCUUGAAACGAACCUCGGCAUCUCCCAGGUGGGGAUGAGCAAAAAAACUGCUGCUGGACUCCGAAACCUGCUGAAGAGCCACGGGACAGCGAGAGCCAGUGUUUCAGCAGUCACGCUCAGUCUGCUCGAAGAUCUCACAAGCACGCUGGUGGAGUGGAGAACCGAUGAGACCAUGAGGUUCCUGUACGGACCAGAUUACACCUCACACACCGAGGCCGAACUGCCGAGCGAUGAUGAUGAUGAAGAAAAUGAGGAGGAGGAGCUGGAUGAAGAUGACCUGGAUGAUGUUGAGCAGGUGCAGCAGUCAGGAGGAGGUUCGGGAGGAGGAGAAGCUCGGACUCAACCAUCUGCAGCAGCACCUGAUUACGAGACUCUGAGGAGAGAGAAGCAGAUGCUGGAGCUCCGAGUGCACGAGUUUUACAGAGGAGUGUGUGUCCUGCCUGAGGAGGUGCAAAGCGAAGCUCUGGAGGAGAAAACAGACACCGAGGAGAGAGAGAACGUCCCACCGCUGCUGCUGGCCGACUCUCGGGCUCAGCGAGCGAUCCAGAGACGCAUUGCUGUGGAGAAGCUCUGCAGAAGUUUAAGGGACAUCGUCGGGCCUCUGGGGGUAACCAUGAACGAAAUCAUCAACGAUAUUAACGGCAUAGUCCGGACCUUCAGAUUUACAAACGUUAACAUCAUCCACAAGCCUCCUGAAUGGACCCUGAUUGCCGUCGUUUUGCUCUCAGCGUUAACCGCAGUGUCUCCAUCGCUGAAGGAAUCGAUGACAAGGAUGUGUUCAGUUGAGUACAUCAGCUCUCUCAUGAAGGAGCUCAGGCUGAAGGAUGAGGAUCUGCAGAGCCUCGUGAAGCUCUUCAAGCCUGACAGGAAAUCACACGCGAGAUGCUCGGCUGCAGAGGAGAGCCGAGUGACAGCGCAGGAAAACGUCUAGGAACAAUAAUGUGCAAUCUGUUGUUUUUUUUUUUUAAUGCAGUUGUGUGGAGAAGAAUGUAAGACUACUUGAAAUGUUUUUUUUUUCCUGAAAGCACUCAUGAUAUAUAUAUUUUUUUUGUUGGUAGUGUUUGUUUUGUUGUUUGAAGUUAUUAAAAUGUUUGGA
Neoarius graeffei (lesser salmon catfish) is the source of this 2017-nucleotide messenger RNA. It is a transcript of the gene rpap2, whose product is annotated as RNA polymerase II associated protein 2. The transcript is spliced from 13 exons. The coding region runs from base 29 to 1852 and encodes 607 amino acids. The record is from RefSeq and is a predicted model, not a curated record. Gene Ontology annotation, molecular function: RNA polymerase core enzyme binding; RNA polymerase II CTD heptapeptide repeat phosphatase activity. Lineage: Eukaryota; Metazoa; Chordata; Actinopteri; Siluriformes; Ariidae. Gene Ontology annotation, cellular component: nucleus; cytoplasm.